UGAUUAGUCUAGGUACCAGUCUUCCUGUCUGUAGUGCAGGUCACGUGGGUAUUAGUGAGCAAGAUGUCGGACGCUGAGGUGGAGAAGUUGCAGCGUCAUUUGGACCUGCUGCGGCAGGAGUACGUCAAGCUGCAGAACCGCCUCGUCGAGGUCGAGCAGAAGUACAAUGUUGCCACGGCGACGGCCCAAGGUGGCAGGGCCGGAGGCGCUGACAAUGAGGAAAACUUUGUCUCCCGGCUGCUGGGGACCAUUGCUGACCUUUUCGACAAGGAGCUCUACAGUGACUUGGUGGUGUAUCUGGACGGCAAGGAGAUCAAGGCUCACCGCUUUGUCCUGGCGGCCCGCAGCACCCACUGGGGCGUACCUAACCUGUCGGAGGUCAACACGCUGGACUUCACAGGUAUACCCUACGAUAUCGGCAUGGCGUUGCUCAAGUGGGUGUACACAGACAAGCUGGAUAUGAAACCAGAGGACAGUUAUGUGCUGGGGCUCAUGAAAGCUGCCAGCAAAUUCAAGCUGGCCGUGCUGCGUGAUAGAUGUGAGAAAGCCCUGAUGUCUUCAGUCAACGUAAGGAACUGCAUCCGCUACUACCAGACAGCUGAGGAGAUUGGUGCUACGUCACUCAAAGCUCACUGCUCAGAACUCAUCUCCACUCACUGGAACGAUUUCACCAGCAACGACUUUGUCAACAUGACGGCACCGUUGCUGUACAAGAUGUUCAAGGCUAAGACACCGUUCCCCUUACACCAUGCCAUCAGGAACCGACGGGAAGACAUCGUGUUCCUGUACCUCAUGGAGUUUGAUGCUUUGCUUCCAGACAAACUAGAUGAGAUUGACGAGCGCGGUGACCUGCCGCUUGACCUAGCCCUGUCCACCCAGCAGGAAGGCAUCGCCAACGAGCUGGUCAAGCACAAAGUGGACAUUGACCGGGCCGACUCCAUGGGCCGGAGCCUGCUGCACAAAGCGGUCAAGAGAGGGGACAAGUUCUCAGCUUUCUUCCUGAUCCAAGCCGAUGCUAAAGUCAACGCUGCCACCUUACAGGAUAAAGAGACAGCCUUACACAUGGCGGCCUCCUACAGCCCCUUAGCCUCCCCACCGGAGCUGGUAGCCGACAUGACGGAGGUUGCUACUAAGCUGUUGCAGCACGGCGCUAACCCUGAUCAACAGGACUCGCGCGGAAAUUCUGCACUUCAUCGAGCAGUUGCCAGUCGCAACCAGGAAAUCUUUGAUCUUCUGUUAUCCCAGAAAUCUUUGAACCUUGACCUCCAGAAUGGCGACGGGGACAGCAGCCUGUGGCUUGCCCUGGACCCGACGCUAAGCAGCCAGGGUUACGGGGAAGAUAGCUUUGCCGCUAAGCUGAUAAGGAGAGGGUGUAGCGCUGACUCGGUCAACCUGCAUACAGGGGACAGCCUCCUCCAUCGGGCUUGCCGGCUGGGCCUCCCAAAUGAAGAUGCCGCUUUGUUUCUUGCCACCAGCGGAGCAUCCACAAAUCUUGCCAAUUUCAAGGGGGAAGCCCCGCUACACAGCGCCUCCAUGAACGGCCUGGCCCUCCUGGUCUCCCUGCUCCUGCAGAAGGGAGCCAAUCCCAAUGCCCAGACCAAGGAAGACGUCUUGGGCAAGCUGGAGCAGCUGACGACACAGGAGGACGGCCCGUCCAGCCUGAUGCAUGCAUCCAAGCAGACACCUCUGCACAUGGCCAUUGCUAACCAGCACUCCGAGGUCGUCAGCGUUUUCCUGGAACACAGAACCAACGCCAUGCAGAGUCAAGAUGGCGUGCUGAUCAUCCCCGACUUCAAUAUGAAGGACAGCAAUGACCAGACGGUGCUGGGCCUGGCUCUGUGGACGGGUCUGCAUAACUUUGCCGCUCAGCUGCUGCACGGUGGAGCUAACAUCAACUGUAUGACUCUAGAUGGCCUGACGCUGCUUCACAUGGCUAUCUCAAAACAAGACACACAGAGCGCCCUGUUCCUGCUGGAACACCAGGCUGAUAUUAAUAUUAGGUCUCGCGACGGUGAGACCCCCUUACAGCUUGCCAUCAAGCGUCAUCUUCCCGUGGUCGUUGACGCUCUCUGCGUCCGCGGUGCCAACAUGAACACCCCUGACGAGAGUGGCAACCCACCCCUCUGGGUAGCACUGGAGAGCGGGCAGGAAGACGUGGCCUCGACGCUGGUCCGGCACGGCUGUGACACCACGGCCUGGGGUCCUGGCUUUGAGGGCUGCCAACAGACGCUGCUACACAAGGCCAUCGAUGAGAACAAUGAAGCUGUGGCCUGCUUCCUCAUCAGAAGCAUGUGUGACGUGAACAGUCCCCGCAGGCCGGGGCCCCACGGUGAGGGUGGCAUGGAGGCAAAGGACGGGCAGGGCCCCUUACACAGAGCCUGUGAGUGGGGCCAGGAGCUGGUAGUACAGUGCCUUGUGGAACAACAAGCUGACGUCAAUGCUAAGGAUGCUGAGGGUAAGACACCGUUACACAUUGCCAUCAGCAACCAGCAUCCCGCCAUCAUCAGCCUACUGAUGUCUCACCCCUUACUGGACCUGACGCUGAGAGACCGUGGCGGACUCACCCCCUUCGCUGCUGCCAUGACCUUCAAGAACAACAAGGCUGCUCAGGCGAUACUGGACCGGGAGCCCAGGGCCGCUGAACAGCUUGACAACAAGGGCAGGAACUUCCUGCACAUCGCCAUCCAGAAGUCGGAUAUCGAGAGCGUCCUGUUCCUGAUCAGUGUUCACGCCAACGUCAAUUCCAGCGUUCAGGAUUCCACCAAACUCACACCGCUGCACCUGGCCGUCCAAGCAGGCUCAGAAAUCAUCGUCAGAAACCUGCUGUUAGCUGGGGCCGCUGUGCAGGAUGCAGAUGCUCGUAAGCAGACAGCGCUCCACCACGCCGCUGCAGUGGAUCAACCAUCCAUCAUCAGCGUGCUGAUAGAGAAUGGCAUCUUGGUGGAUGCUGUUGAUGACAACAGUAACAAUGCGUUACACAUUGCAGUGCAGCAUGGGAACCUCGGCAGUAGCAGGACGUUACUGACGGAAUCUCAGAUUAACGCCGAGAGCUACAAUGCCAAGGGCAAGACUCCCAUGCAUAUCCUUGGGGAUUGCGGGAGAGACAACGCGGCGGCCAUCUUUGAACUGUUCAAGGAGUGUAUGCCCAACUACCCAGUCGACAAACAGGACGCUGACGGCAACACAGUCCUCUUGCUAGCCUAUCAGAAGGGAAAUGGCGCCCUCUGUCGGGCCAUCGUCAGGAGCGGGGCCAGCCUGGGCAUACUCAAUAAAAAUGGCACCUCCAUCUUCAACGCCCAAGUGGCUACAAAACAACUCCUCUUCAGACUUCUUGAUAUGUUGUCGUCUGAGCCGGCCUGGUCAGAGAGCGAGAUUUGCCAGGAAUGCCAGGUCAAAUUCACCAUCAAGACAAGGAAACAUCACUGCCGUCAUUGUGGCCGGAUCUUGUGCAACAAAUGCUCCUCCAAGAUGGUCCCCAUCAUCAAGUAUGAUCAAACCAAGCCAGUCCGUACCUGCGACGUCUGCUUUGAUGUCUUAUCCCUUGGUGGUCAGUCCUAAAGAAGUAGAGACGUCGUGCCGGUGCUGGGUAAUAGCCGUAAGAAAUAGUGGCAAAGCCAUGCGCUUAUUUUGAAGAAAAAAAAUGGAAGUGAUACUUUUUUGAAAAGUGGAAAUUUUUUUCUGUUGAAAUGCCGCAUUAGAAUUAUUCAAAUUAGUACCGAUUAAUUAGCUCUUGCCAUGGUGUGUUGACCAAUCACAGCCGUGAUUUAGUGUCCGAAGCGUGUCCAGAAAAGUCUGACAUGUGUGUAUGACGCACAGUGCAGUGUGAUGCUGGACAGUGCAGUGUGGCAUGUAGUGUGGCAUUCUUUUUUCAACCUUAUGUUGAUUAAACUUUAAAAGUGAAUCUCCGAUAGUGUUUAUUUGAUUAAAAUAUAUAAAAUUGUGCAAUUUUUUACGUUCCUCUCUUUACGUUUGUAAAGACUAGGGUUGAACGUUGGUAAUCAAGAAUUUUUUUUGUUGGCAUGAAUUGGAGUUAUCUGCAAGAAUAAAACUUUUGUGAACUC
Messenger RNA from Patiria miniata (bat star), 4061 nucleotides. RefSeq names its product rabankyrin-5-like (gene ankfy1). The transcript is spliced from 24 exons. Gene Ontology annotation, molecular function: protein binding; metal ion binding. NCBI's taxonomy places the organism in Eukaryota, Metazoa, Echinodermata, Asteroidea, Valvatida, Asterinidae. The record is from RefSeq and is a predicted model, not a curated record. Bases 64 to 3558 code for a protein of 1164 amino acids.